AUGUCUCGACGUCAUUUGCGCGAGUCGGUCGAAUCGCUUAUCGGGAGCUACUUUGAUCCUGAAAUCAAGGAGCUUGAAGGAAUCAAUGCAGAGAUGGAUGGAAGACUGCAAAGCAUGUUGAGAUGUAUCAAAGAGGAAGGUAGUUGUACGAAAGACACGAUUACAGGCUUCAUUGGGACUUUGAACAGCGAUUACCAGUCUCUUUACUCGCGUUACGACCAUCUAAUCGAGAAGCUAAGAAAAAAAGCCGAGGGCAAGCAAGGGAAUUGCGGUUCUUCACCCACCUCGGGGUCCUCGGACUCAGAUGAAGCACCGAUAAAUUUACCGGCAAAAAGCCCUGAACACGAGAAAUGGGGAAAAGAAAAUUCGAAACUUCGGAUGGAAAAUGUUAGCCUCAAGCUUGAACUCGUCAAAUUGCGCGCACUGCACAUGGAAGUAACUGAAGCGAAAAAUCGGGAAAUUAAUCGGCUGGAAGAAAAUGUUGAAGAGGUUAAGACAGAGUUGGAGAUGAAAGACGACGAGAUCAGCAGGUUGGCAGACAACUUGAGAGCCAUCGAAAUCAGCCAACGUUUGACCAACCGGAAGCUUCUUGUCACGGAACAGUUACUGGGUGAGAAAGAGGAGAGCCACCGAGUAAGGGUGGAGAAGUUUCUAGAAGAUCACAAGUUGCUCGAGGAAAGGAUUUCUGCGUAUGAAGAAGCUCGGGCGAAAACCUCAACCGAAAUAUCUGAUAAGGUAAAUGAAACUUUAAUGGGGAUGGAUAACUUGAGCGCGAAGUUUCAGGAGGACUACAAGCAUUUUGAGUCCCGUGUUUAUGAUAUCACAAACAAGCUGAGUGUUGUGCUGAAAUGUAUAGAUGAGAAUAAUAUCGAGAAGGAUCGGAUGAAGAAUGAAAUUUCCGAUCUGGUCGGGCAACUGAAGGAAAAGGAGGAACUUGAGACGAAGUUGGGGUCAUAUGGAGAGGAAAGGAAAAAUUUGACUCGAGCUUUGGAAGAACGGGAAGAAAAGAUGGCGGAGAUGGAAAGGCGGAUGAAAGAGAAAGAUGAGAGAAUCUUGAGCAUGGCUGAAGAGAAAAAGGAGGCCAUAAGACAGCUGUGCAUUUGGAUCGAUGAUCAUCAUCAACGUGAUCGUGCGGCAGCCAUGAAAACGAGAGGCGAAAGAGGGCUUAUAGCUGCGUGUUUCCAGAGUGCAUUCUAA
Striga hermonthica is the source of this 1197-nucleotide messenger RNA. Lineage: Eukaryota; Viridiplantae; Streptophyta; Magnoliopsida; Lamiales; Orobanchaceae. The record is from the annotation of a GenBank genome assembly.